Molecule: messenger RNA, 3087 nt
Organism: Fundulus heteroclitus (mummichog)
Lineage: Eukaryota; Metazoa; Chordata; Actinopteri; Cyprinodontiformes; Fundulidae
Gene: ppm1e
Product: protein phosphatase, Mg2+/Mn2+ dependent, 1E
Exons: 8
Coding region: 253-2100 (615 amino acids)
Biological process (GO): negative regulation of protein kinase activity; protein dephosphorylation
Molecular function (GO): protein serine/threonine phosphatase activity; cation binding
Source: RefSeq, a predicted model, not a curated record
CGGGCUGCGUGCGCGCUCGCGACGUACGCCGUCUCCGGUCUGACGUCACCUUCUGAUUAGCCGAAAUCCCUGAUAACGCGGCGCGCGCUCCCGCUCGGCUCUGAAUGGGGGCUCAGUCCAGCCGGUGACAGCUCGUCCAGUCCGUCUAAUCCACGGCUCGCUCCUCCAGUCCGGUCCGCCCGCUCACCGACACGCCGGCAGUCCACGGGCCCCCCGCUCCUCCGGUUCUACUCAGUUAUUCAGGAAUGAGAAAUGAUGGCCGGCUCUGCAGCAGAGGAGAAAACCUUCCGACGGUUCCUGGAGCUCUUUGUCCGGGAGAUGAGGAUGCCUCUGCAGGAGAGCGACCCGGUGCCGAUGCGCCCCUUGUCGGACCUGGUGUCUGAGGACGAAGUGGAGGGGGAGUGCCUGGACCUGUGUCUCCAGCACCUCUACAAAUACAACUGCCCCUGCUCCCUGGCUGCCGCCCUGGCCAGAGCCACAGCAGACAGCCUCCUUCAGUCCGACCUCUCCAUCCACAACCUCAACAAGACUGUGGAAGAUGGAGCUGACCCAUUACCACAGAUGGAGUCGGUGAAGAUGGCCCGGCUGGUGUUUAACACUCUGUUUGAGACGUGCUGCCUCUGGCAGAAGGAGCUGCCUUACCGCCGCCGCCCACAGCCAUACUACGAAACGUCCAUCCACGCCAUCAAGAACAUGAGGCGCAAGAUGGAGGACAAACAUGUCAUCAUCCCCGACUUCAACACCCUCUUCAACAUUCAGGAUCAAGAGGAACAGGCUUUCUUCGCUGUGUUUGACGGCCAUGGCGGAGUGGACGCCGCCAUUUAUGCCGCCAACCACCUCCACGUCAAUUUAUUCCACCAGGAAUCCUUCAGCCAGGACCCCAGUGAGGCGCUGUGUAGAGCCUUCAAGAUGACUGAUGAGCGCUUUGUGAAGAAGGCCUCACGAGAGCACCUGCGCUGUGGAACAACAGGCGUGGUGACGUUCCUGCGAGGUCGGACGUUAUAUGUGGCCUGGCUGGGGGACUCCCAAGUCAUUCUGGUGCGGAGGGGCCAGGUGGUGGAGCUGAUGAAAGCCCAUAAACCAGACAGAGAGGAUGAGAAGCAGAGGAUCGAGGCUCUGGGAGGAUGUGUGAUUUGGUUCGGCACAUGGAGGGUCAACGGGAGUCUGUCCGUAUCCAGAGCAAUAGGCGACUCAGAGCACAAGCCCUACAUUUGCGGGGACGCAGACCACGGCGUUUUCCCAUUAGACGGCUCAGAAGACUACCUGAUACUGGCCUGCGAUGGGUUCUGGGAUACCGUGAGUCCAGACGAGGCGGUGCGGGUGGUCAGCGACCAUCUCCAGGAGAACACCGGAGACACCACCAUGGUGGCCCACAAGCUGGUGGCCUCCGCCCGAGAUGCAGGUUCGAGCGACAACAUAACCGUCAUAGUGGUGUUCCUGCGGGACCCCCGCUCCCCGCCGCCAACCAGCACCGAGGAUGAGGAGGAGGGUGUGGCGGAGGAACAGGCGGAGCAGGAGGAGGCAGCCGAGGUGGAGGAAGAGGAACAGGAGGAAGAAGAGGAGGAAGAUGAAGCAAUGAGGGUAGAGCGCGAGGGAGGCAGCGCCGCAGACGUUGGAGGGAAAAGCCGCGGCGGCUGGCCCCUGCAGCAGUGCUCGGCUCCGGCAGACCUCGCCUACGAAGACCGAACGGACUCGCUAACGGACAGAACCAGCCUCAGCUUGCUGGGGCCGUCGCUGGAGAGCCACAUUUCCCUGAUCCAGGGCUCAAGGAAGCCCUGCUUUACCUUUAGCCCCGACCUCUUCGCAGCCGCCCACAGCUAUCGAGGAGAACGCCCUCUGAGACGCAGGUCAUGCGUCCCGUUUCAGGAGCCCGGCAUCUCUAGCUUUACGGACCCACAGUGGCCCCAAACGACCAUGCUGUUAAGCCGAGCAGUGAGGCGAAACCACAGGCGGGGCCACGUCAGCCGUCGGUGGGGCCGUAGGUGGCCAAACAGAUCCAAAGAGCUGCUAGGUCUGAUACCGUCUGGCCAAACGCAGUGCUGCUCCCCCUGGAGGCCUGGAGUGGCAGUGCCUCACCUGCCGCCCGAUGCCACGAUCUGAAGCUUCGGCCAAACCAAACCAUUACCACUUCUCCCCCUGACCCCCACCCCACCCACCUUUGCCUUCAACAACACAUCUUUCUUUGAUAGUAAGUAGUCGUGGCUCCUGCAGUCGUCAUGUGAUUAAUCAAUCAAUGUUAGAGGACCGGUACUCUCUGUCCUAAGUCAAAACGUUUCACAAUGUAAGCUGGCCCACCGAACACAAGCGCUGCUUGUUGAUGCUUUUAAGUAAAGCCCAAACCGCAUCCUCUCCGUCGUGACCACUGAUUAGUCGAUAUGAAGCCAGAGCUCAAAACGCUGGACAGUAGGAUGUAUACACGGACUGAAUGUGAUAUAAAUGUUUAAAAAAAAAAAGGCACUGUAGUAUGACAUGUUUAUGAAGUAGACCAGAGCAGUUACUGCAGACCAUGAGGUUUGAGCUGCAUCACUUCAGGAAAGAGAAACGGGGAUUUCAAGUACAUUUUAAAAACACCUGUUAUUAGCGAGUAGCAGCGUAGUUCUGUUCUGGGCUCUGAAUGCCCUCAAGUGAUGAAAAAUAUUAUCUUGCAUUCGUUUAUUUAUGUGCCUGGUUGUUCCACGCUCUUUUAGAGAGAUGUUAUUUAUUUUGAAAGAUAUAUUAGAGGAACUUUUGUUAUUUAAAAAAGAAGAAGAAAGAAAUACACAAUUGCUGGAAAGGUAGACUAUCAAAAGUUGCCCCUCCUGUGUAGUUGUUGCACUGUAAACAUUUGCUCCCUCUCACUCACAACGGCACUAGCAGGAUUGGAAGCUGAUAUUUUCUCAUUUUGUUUGACAUUCUUUAAUGUAAUUAUUUAGUGUAUUUGACAUCACAUAUAUAUGUUUUUAAUGAACUAAAUGUAAUAACGGUGGUAAUGCCUUUUUCAUUGUUGACACUUUCCUAAUCUGCUGCCACGGAAAACGACAUAUAUACAGUGCCUCCAGAAAGUAUUUGCAUUUCUUUAUUUGUUCCAAGUAAAACAAUAGGUUUAGU